Entrophospora sp. SA101 is the source of this 537-nucleotide messenger RNA. Lineage: Eukaryota; Fungi; Glomeromycota; Glomeromycetes; Entrophosporales; Entrophosporaceae. The record is from the annotation of a GenBank genome assembly.
AUGAGUGAUACUGAAAAGGCAAUUAUUCGUGAUCUUACAAAGAAUAUGGGAGAUAAAUGCUAUAUUAUCCUGCGUAUUUGUAUCAACACAGUCUUUCCUAAACCACUACAACCUUUACCAAUAAAUAAAGUACCAACUGAUCCUAUUAAGUUGCUAGAACUUGGAUUGAAACACAUUGAUCCUUCUACAAUCAUUGAUGAUAGAGUUAAAAAUGUAGAUGGUUCAGCAGAAAGAUCUUUACAGGCAGCACUUUAUUGUGUCUUUAAUGGCUUACUUCCCAGGCCAAUGUUAUGUUUGCUAGAGGUAAAGUGCAGUGGUCAUGAACAACUUGAUUUAAUGAUAGUUAAAGGUAAUGAGAAUUUGGUUGCUUACUCAUUCAAAGUCAAUAACAUCACAUCAAAUGAUUUCAAUAAAGCACUAUGGCAGGCUGUAAGAUAUGUUGAUCAUUAUAAAAUGGAUGUAUAUCUUGUCAAUUUCUACCUAGAUGGUCAUAGAGAACCAGAUGUGCCCAUUAAUACUCCAGAACAGAUCAUUUAG